Molecule: messenger RNA, 894 nt
Organism: Phaeodactylum tricornutum CCAP 1055/1
Lineage: Eukaryota; Bacillariophyta; Bacillariophyceae; Surirellales; Neidiaceae
Exons: 2
Coding region: 1-894 (297 amino acids)
Biological process (GO): protein processing
Cellular component (GO): nucleus; membrane
Molecular function (GO): aspartic endopeptidase activity, intramembrane cleaving
Source: RefSeq, a predicted model, not a curated record
AUGGCGAAUGCGCUCAUUAUGGUUUCGUUCAUCUGCGCUUUGACGUUCGUCAUUGUGCUACUCUAUCACCUGCGAUUUAUGAAGUGUUUGAUAGGUUACAUGAUAAUAUCUUCAGGGACUUUACUAGGCGUGUUGGGUGGAAACAUGAUGCAGGUGGCGGUCGCCAUCUACGAAAUUCCCGUGGACAAAUUGACUUUUUACGGUUUUAUCUACAACUUUUGCGUUGUGGGGGUCCUAGCUAUCUUCUUCGGGCGCGGAAUUCCUAAAUCAGUCACACAAGGAUAUUUGAUUGCAACCUCGGUUAUUCUCGCUUGGCAUCUUUCCUACUUUGAUGAUUGGACGACCUGGACGUUGCUCAUGAUGUUGGCGCUGUACGAUCUCUGCGCAGUCUUGACUCCUUGCGGACCGCUCAAGGCACUGGUCAACCUCAUGUCUCAAGAUGACUCUCCCGACAUGCCUGGCCUUUUAUUUGAAGCCGAGCUUCCGCCCGAAGCCAAGCGUCCGGGUGGUAAGAAGUCACGGCCCGACAACAGUGCGGAAACAAACUCGCAAGUUACUUCUCAUCAAGAAGGUUCUGGCUUGGUGAAGUCCACUGAGCAACAGGAUCAAGCCGGCAACGAUGGGCAUAACUCGAUUCGACUUGGUCUUGGAGAUUUUAUUUUCUAUUCCGUGUUGGUCGCCAAGGCCGCACAGUACUCGUUUGCCACCUUUGCUGCCUGUCUCCUAGUCAUCUUGGCCGGUCUCGGUGGUACACUUGUGUUGUUGAGUGUGUAUCAUUCAGCCCUGCCCGCGUUACCCAUUUCUAUCUUUUUGGGUGUCAUAUUUUACAUUCUGACGCGUUGGAGCGUGGAGCCUUGGAUUGAGGCCAUCUUAACUCGACCGUAUUACGUAUAA